AUGAGACUGAGAGACGCAGAGGACGAACGAGAGGACGAACGAGAGGACGAACGAGAGGACGACGAAGGCGAAGGGAAAGAAGAAAAGAAGAAAAGAAGACGAGAUAUACCCGAUAUACCCUCUGGCAGUCCCCCUGACCACAGCCUGUUUUGGCGUAUGCAGGGCAUCCACAGCGACAUCCACGGCUACUCCAUGUUUCUACGACAUCUACCACAACAUAAUUAG
Messenger RNA from Trichophyton benhamiae CBS 112371, 225 nucleotides. RefSeq lists its product as uncharacterized. The record is from RefSeq and is a predicted model, not a curated record. Lineage: Eukaryota; Fungi; Ascomycota; Eurotiomycetes; Onygenales; Arthrodermataceae. The coding region runs from base 1 to 225 and encodes 74 amino acids. The transcript has a single exon.